CCCGCCUGGGAAGGCCCCUCCCGCUGGUGCUGCCAGCUCUCGCCGCCGCCGCCUGUCCGCCGCCUUCGGUCUUGGUUCUCCUCCUCCUCCGCCGCCGUCGCCGGCACCAUGAACAAGAAGAAGAAGCCGUUCCUGGGCAUGCCCGCGCCCCUGGGCUACGUGCCGGGGCUGGGCCGCGGAGCCACAGGUUUCACCACCCGCUCGGACAUUGGCCCUGCGCGUGAUGCCAACGACCCUGUGGAUGAUCGUCACGCUCCCCCGGGGAAGAGAACUGUUGGGGAUCAAAUGAAAAAGAAUCAGACGGCGGAUGAUGACGACGAAGAUUUGAACGACACCAAUUAUGAUGAGUUCAAUGGGUAUGCUGGGAGCCUGUUCUCAAGUGGUCCCUAUGAAAAAGAUGAUGAGGAAGCAGAUGCUAUUUAUGCAGCUUUGGACAAGAGGAUGGAUGAACGCAGAAAAGAAAGAAGGGAACAACGAGAAAAAGAGGAAAUAGAAAAAUACCGUAUGGAACGACCCAAAAUUCAGCAGCAGUUCUCCGACUUGAAACGGAAGCUGGCGGAGGUGACGGAAGAAGAGUGGCUGAGCAUUCCUGAAGUUGGUGAUGCCAGGAACAAGCGUCAGAGGAAUCCUCGUUACGAGAAGCUGACUCCUGUGCCCGACAGCUUCUUUGCAAAGCAUUUACAGUCGGGGGAGAAUCACACUUCCGUGGACCCACGCCAAACGCAAUUUGGUGGGUUGAAUACUCCGUAUCCAGGGGGCUUGAAUACUCCCUACCCAGGAGGAAUGACCCCAGGCUUAAUGACACCUGGGACAGGUGAAUUGGAUAUGAGGAAGAUCGGCCAAGCCAGGAACACCCUGAUGGACAUGAGGCUCAGCCAGGUGUCGGACUCUGUGAGUGGCCAGACUGUAGUGGACCCGAAAGGAUAUUUGACAGACUUGAAUUCAAUGAUUCCCACACAUGGAGGAGAUAUCAAUGAUAUCAAGAAAGCCCGUUUGCUCCUGAAAUCUGUACGAGAGACCAAUCCUCAUCAUCCACCAGCCUGGAUAGCGUCAGCCCGACUGGAGGAGGUCACUGGCAAACUCCAAGUGGCUCGAAACCUCAUCAUGAAAGGAACAGAGAUGUGCCCCAAGAGUGAAGAUGUUUGGUUAGAAGCUGCUCGGCUUCAGCCUGGAGAUACAGCCAAGGCUGUUGUGGCCCAAGCUGUCCGCCACCUCCCCCAGUCUGUCCGAAUCUACAUAAGAGCAGCAGAGCUGGAGACAGAUAUCCGUGCAAAGAAACGCGUCCUUAGGAAAGCCCUUGAGCAUGUUCCAAACUCAGUGCGUUUGUGGAAAGCAGCCGUGGAGUUAGAAGAACCUGAGGAUGCCAGGAUCAUGCUGAGUCGGGCUGUGGAGUGCUGUCCGACCAGUGUUGAACUGUGGCUGGCGCUGGCAAGGCUGGAGACAUAUGAGAACGCUCGUAAAGUCCUUAACAAAGCCCGGGAGAAUAUUCCGACGGAUCGUCACAUCUGGAUUACUGCUGCCAAACUGGAGGAAGCCAAUGGAAACACCCAGAUGGUGGAGAAAAUCAUUGACAGAGCCAUCACAUCGCUUAGGGCCAACGGUGUGGAGAUCAACAGAGAGCAAUGGAUACAGGAUGCCGAGGAAUGUGAUAAAGCUGGAAGUGUGGCCACGUGCCAGGCAAUCAUGCGAGCUGUGAUUGGGAUUGGGAUUGAGGAAGAAGAUCGGAAACACACCUGGAUGGAAGAUGCAGACAGUUGUGUUGCUCAUAAUGCUCUGGAGUGUGCCCGAGCAAUUUAUGCUUAUGCCUUGCAAGUUUUCCCCAGCAAGAAGAGCGUGUGGCUGAGAGCUGCGUACUUUGAGAAGAACCAUGGAACGAGGGAAUCCUUGGAGGCUCUUUUGCAGAGAGCUGUGGCUCACUGUCCCAAAGCAGAAGUCCUGUGGCUGAUGGGUGCCAAAUCGAAGUGGCUGGCAGGAGAUGUGCCAGCUGCCAGAAGCAUUUUGGCCCUGGCUUUCCAGGCCAACCCCAACAGCGAGGAGAUCUGGCUGGCUGCCGUGAAGCUGGAGUCGGAAAACAAUGAGUACGAGAGAGCGAGGAGGCUGCUGGCCAAAGCCCGUAGCAGUGCCCCCACUGCCAGGGUCUUCAUGAAGUCUGUGAAGUUAGAAUGGGUGCUUGGGAACAUCGCUGCAGCCCAGGAGCUUUGUGAGGAAGCCCUGAAGCACUAUGAGGACUUCCCCAAACUGUGGAUGAUGAAGGGACAAAUCGAGGAACAAAAGGAGCUGGUGGAGAAAGCCCGGGAGGCUUAUAAUCAAGGGUUGAAAAAGUGCCCCCAUUCCAUACCCCUGUGGCUUUUGCUGUCCAGGCUGGAGGAGAAAGUUGGGCAGUUGACUAGAGCAAGAGCCAUCUUGGAGAAGUCCCGCCUAAAGAAUCCAAAGAAUCCAGAUCUCUGGUUAGAGUCUGUGCGGUUGGAGUACAGAGCUGGGCUGAAGAAUAUUGCAAAUACUCUGAUGGCCAAGGCGUUGCAGGAAUGCCCCAAUUCAGGAAUCCUGUGGUCAGAGGCAAUUUUCCUUGAAGCGCGACCGCAACGGAAGACCAAGAGUGUGGAUGCUCUCAAGAAGUGUGAACACGACCCACAUGUCCUGUUGGCCGUGGCCAAGCUCUUCUGGAGCGAGCGUAAAAUAACCAAGGCCCGAGAAUGGUUCCACCGAACGGUGAAGAUCGACUCUGACCUGGGGGAUGCCUGGGCUUUCUUUUACAAGUUUGAGCUGCAGCACGGCACGGAGGAACAACAAGAAGAGGUGAGGAAGCGCUGUGAGAAUGCCGAACCUCGCCACGGAGAGCUCUGGUGUGAUGUCUCCAAGGACAUAGAGAACUGGCAGAAAAAGAUCGGCGAGAUUCUCGUGCUUGUGGCAGCCAAGCUUAAAAACACCUUCUAGAGUUUGCUGCCUUCAGCCUCCUUAGUCGUCUCCGUAGGACUUACCUGCUUCGGUGCAUUCGCCUUUACGGUGGCACAGAUUGAAAGAUCUUAAGAUAUUUCUUCCAAAACCAAAGGCUGCUCCUUCCUCUUCCCUGUGAUGGUGCCCUUGGCUCACCCGGUGUGGUCACCAGGGUCUGUAGCACAUCUGAACGCUGGUGUCGCGCAGGAGAGACGAGCAGUCUUGUGAGGCUCCCUUGGCAUUUCCAUUCUGAUGCCUCAAUCCACCCUGUAAAUACAAGCUUUGAUUAGUUGCUUGUAUAGAUUCUGACGUUGAGCAGUUCCCCUGGUUUCUCCCCUGGCAUGCCUUGUCCCUCCCUGUGCAGUUUCCUUAGUGUUUGGCCCAUCUGAUGCUGGUUUGGUGGCAGCAAAUCUGCUUUGCUGCUGUUUGAAUCCUCUGAACGUUCCUUGCAGGAGACAAGUUCUGCUGGAGAAGGGGCAGCCGAGGGGAAGGGCUGCUCAUGGCCCCUUUUUUUUUUUUAAUUACUUUUUGCCACACACCUGGGUCAGCCUGGUCUCCUCUGCUGGCCAAUUGCAGCACAACUUGGAAAUAUUCCUCCAACCUGAGCAUCCUCCAGAUGGAGCAUUUUGUGAAAUUCAAGAGCAUAUUUUUAGGGAGCUUUUCCUCGAUUUUUUAAAAAAUGUAUAUAGUAUAACCUUAUUCUUUUAGGUGUCUGAUUUCUUUAAGCACAUUAAGCACAGUGGUAUUUUAAAGUAACAAGGCAAAAUCCAGCGAUCCCUGAAGGUUCUUUUGAAGGAACAACCUUUAUUCAGAGGCGUUGAGAGAAUGUGCACUUUGACAGUGACAACUGCUGUGGGUUGAGAUGUUUGGGACGACUCUCUUCAAGUCCAGAAGGAAAGCAGCAGAUUCUUGAGAGGAAAAACUUUGUGUUUGGGACCCUUUAUAAGCUGUCUGCAGUUUUCUACACUUGUGAUCUGUGUUAUUUUGACCCUUAAAAACCUGACUUCCUUGUGAUCAUUGAAUGAAAAGCUGUAACGUCUUAUUUGUUAGGAUGUAGCAAAAGUAUCCGAGUCUGUGUUUGUGCAUCGUAGAAUGCAUUGAGUUGGAGGAGAAAAGCCCUUCUCUCUUGUUUGGACAAUAUGUAUAAAAUACAGCUUGUUUUUUUUUUUCGUUUCCUGA
Messenger RNA from Calidris pugnax (ruff), 4113 nucleotides. RefSeq names its product pre-mRNA processing factor 6 (gene PRPF6). Lineage: Eukaryota; Metazoa; Chordata; Aves; Charadriiformes; Scolopacidae. Gene Ontology annotation, cellular component: catalytic step 2 spliceosome; U4/U6 x U5 tri-snRNP complex. The transcript has 22 exons. The record is from RefSeq and is a predicted model, not a curated record. Gene Ontology annotation, molecular function: protein binding. Gene Ontology annotation, biological process: spliceosomal tri-snRNP complex assembly; mRNA splicing, via spliceosome. Bases 109 to 2934 code for a protein of 941 amino acids.